UGGGUGGCUACUUUGUCAGGAAUCGGUAUUUCGUAUGUAGCCGUGGAUGAUAUCUCAUUGAGCGUGGAGUGCUUUGACAAAGGUAUGAAAGGUUCUCAGCCGUUUGUGCAGAGAUAUUUGGAAACUCAUAUGUCGGAUGAUUCGAGUCUUCAUUUCUUGUCCGUUGAUGAUCAACAACAGAUAUGGACAGUACCUGAGACACUGCUGUAUAGGUUGAUAGCUUGCGGAGCAGAAGGCGGCUCGUUUCCCCACAGAGUGGUCGAGAACGGCGGUGGUUGUGUGAUAGUCGACAUAAAGCUGAUCAUUGGCACCAAACUACACAUAUCUAUCGGACAACAGGGAGAAUCACCUUGUGACAAACACGUCAAAAGUUCCAUGGUGAGCUUUGCAUCAAUGGUGUAUGGCGCUGGAGGUGGUGGUGCUACUACCGUAUCCGUUGAUUCAGCCUACAUUAUUGUUGCCGCUGGUGGAGGUGGAGCCUAUCCAAGCGAAUACAUCGAGGUUUAUUGUUGUUUUAGAGAAAUCGGAACAGGUGCGUUCGGAACAGUCCACGAAGGCCGAACGUUGGAUGGGCAGGUUUAUGCUGUGAAAACGAUCUGUAUGAAUAAAAGUACGUCGGCUGAGGCUCAACGUGAAUUCGCUUUCGAAGCAUUAUUUAUGCACAAGUUCAAUCAUCCAAACGUUGUAAGGCUACAUUGGAUUCAAUGGGAUCCUCCUCGAUUACGGAUUAUUCUCGAGUUUAUGGGAGGAGGUGAUCUGCGCUCGUUCUUGAGGGAAGCUCGUCCUACUCAGGAUAACUUCAAUCCGUAUGAUUUGCGAGUUUCAGAUCUCAUCAAUAUAGCCUUAGAUAUAGCUAGAGGUUGUGAGGAAUUGAACCGGCAGAAGUAUAUCCAUCGAGAUCUGGCCGCGCGAAAUUGUCUGUUGACGGAGAAGGGUCCCAACCGAAGGGUCAAGAUCGGUGAUUUUGGCAUGGCUAGAGAUAUCUACGAAAAUAAUUACUACCGUAAAGGUGGACGUGCCAAGUUGCCAGUGAGAUGGAUGCCGCCGGAAGCUUUUCUUGACGGGUUGUUCACGACACAGACGGAUGUCUGGUCAUUUGGUGUUGUACUAUGGGAGAUCUCCUCGUUUGGUAUGUUGCCAUAUUUCGGGGUUGACAAUUUCGACGUGAUGGGAUUGGUGACAAACGGCGGACGAUUGGAUCCCCCUAACACUGUUCCCACUGAGGUCAGUUUGCGAUUCGGUGGAAUUCCCAGAUAUCCACAAUACAUUUUUUCACAUUUCAUGAAUCUUUUUUUUUCUUCUGUUUGGUUCUCGAUCAUCAUAUCAGUGCUAACCCACUCUGUGUUGGCUUAG
Molecule: messenger RNA, 1353 nt
Organism: Haemonchus placei
Lineage: Eukaryota; Metazoa; Nematoda; Chromadorea; Rhabditida; Trichostrongylidae
Source: the annotation of a GenBank genome assembly